AUGGCGCUUAUGUCUAAUGUCUUGAACCCAACUGGCCUCGCAGUCGUUGUGGCUAUCCUGGGCAUAGGCUGGCUAAUUGUAUCAACAAUACAUUCAUGGUACCGUCUCCGCCAUGUCCCCGGGCCAUGGCUGGCCUCAUUCAGCUACCUAUGGCUUAUUCGCAACGCCGUCAAAGGCAUCCAACUGGAGGCUUUCAAAACCGCUAGCAAGGAGUAUGGCUCACUGAUCAGAGUGGGCCCCAACGAGAUUCUCACAGACGACCCAGACGUCAUCAGGCGCAUGUCGAGCGUGAAGAGCACCUACUUGAAAUCUGGAUGGUACCUUGGCACUCGGGCUGUCGUGGCUCCCCUGACCAUGUUCAACAUCCAAGAUCCAGUGGCCCACGACAGGUACAAGGCCAAAGUCGGGCCUGGAUACAGCGGCCGUGACAUUCCUAACCUCGAGGCUGAUGUUGACACCCAAGUCGAAAGCUUCGUCCGCCUCAUUCGAAACCACUACAUCUCAUCUCCAGAAGCAGGGGGAGUAUUUCGUCCCAUGGACCUGGCGACAACGGUUUCAUACUUCACCAUAGAUGCGAUUUUCAAAUUGGCAUUCGGAAAGGAGUUGGGGUCUUUGGAGUCCAACUCGGACUAUGAGCAGAUCCACGAGACGUUAACCUCGACUAUGCGCAUGACGGGCUUCAUGUCGGACGUUUCCUGGAUGCGGAAUAUUUUCUUUACACCGCUUCUGAAGCUGUUUGGCCCGAGUGAUAAGGACAAAACAGGCCCUGGAAAGGCAAUGAAAAUGGCCAAUGAUAGAGUAAGAGAGCUGUUUCAGCCUACCCGUGAUAAGACGAAGGCGACGACGAUGGUGGAGUCAUUCAUCAAGCACGGCCUCUCGCAAGCCGAAUGUCAGGUAGAGACACUGUUCAUGUUUCUCGCCGGCUCCGAUACCAGUGCCACGACAAUUCGGACCACCAUGCUCUACGUAAUAUCGACACCACGAGUAUACCAACAGCUGAAGCGCGAGAUUGCGACCGCUGUCCGGGAAGGAAGAGUAUCAAGUCCCAUCAAAAUGUCCGAGGCUAAAGAAUUGCCAUAUCUCCAGGCAAUAGUAUACGAGGGUUUGCGAAUACGCCCCUCCCUCCUAGGCCUGACACUCAAGGAGGUACCCGAGGAGGGUGACAUGAUCGACGGGAAAUUCAUCCCCGGCGGAACGGCAGUUGGGAUGAACUUCCACGCCGUUUCGCGCUCCAGGGCCGCAUUCGGCCAGGAUGCGGAUUUCUUCCGGCCGGAGCGGUACCUCGAGGUUGACAGCAAGACGGCCGCUGACAUGAGACGGCAUGUCGAGCUUACAUUCGGCAGUGGCCGGUGGGCGUGCGCCGGGAAACCGAUCGCAAUGAUGGAGCUGAACAAAGUAUUCUUCGAGCUAUUCCGAUACUUUGACUUCCAGCUCAUGAACCCCGAGAAGCCCAUGUCAACCUUCUACCAUGCGCUUGCCAUCGAAGAAGAUCUCAUCGUGAGGGUCACCGAGUGUGACAUACUUGCCUGCUGA
Molecule: messenger RNA, 1533 nt
Organism: Hypoxylon fragiforme
Lineage: Eukaryota; Fungi; Ascomycota; Sordariomycetes; Xylariales; Hypoxylaceae
Product: cytochrome P450
Exons: 5
Coding region: 1-1533 (510 amino acids)
Molecular function (GO): heme binding; iron ion binding; oxidoreductase activity, acting on paired donors, with incorporation or reduction of molecular oxygen
Source: RefSeq, a predicted model, not a curated record